UCUCCAGCAGUCUCGAGGAGAGAAGGUUUGGGUUGGAAAGACAUGACUCGCAGUUUAGUGGGAAAACGGCAACCGGUAUCCGUCAAAUCGGUACAAUAUAACUAACGGGAUUGGGAGAAUCAGUGACGGAAAUAAUGGAAAUGACGCGCUACUUUAAGGUGAGUGGGCUGUCCAAGGGUGACAAUGACUGCCAACAAAAGUUCCAAGUCUGCACCCCGAGCAGGAGGGGCUAAUGUGCCCCGGGAUAUCCCUGACAGGUGCCAGUCUGUUUCUCCGCCUCCCACUCUCUCUGCCACACAGGGGCGGUGCCACGCUCCGCUCAGCGACAGUGAGGACAACGGACAGCACGUCAGGUACGUGAAAACCGACGGACGAUUCCUGGGCCGAGCCGGCUGGAGCAGCAGGACCGCUAGCCUCUGCAGUGGAGCCUCUCUCUCCUCCGAGUUCCUCUCCCAGAGCCGUCUUACCAAGUCCAAGAGCAUUGGCUGUCUGGACAACAAGCUCUCCAUCUACAAGCCCUCGGGUGGCACUCAGGUGGGUCAGGAGGAGCACAAGGAGAACCAGAAACAGGAGACUGUUCCUGGGGAUGGACUGAGUGCUGGGCCCCUAAGCUGGAGCACCCUCUCCCUGGCACCUUCGUCCAACCACAGCCACAAGCGCACCCUCUCUCUCAGCCGCCCGGUGUCCGGGACGUCCUCUGUCGCCAUUCGCAAGAAGAUCUCAGAAUGGGAGUGCAGGAGGGUGGCUCUACCUAGGAUGAGCCUGUGUCUAGAAAAGAGGCCUGUAGGGGAGCGUGUGGGCAGCAGCGAGGGCUGUCCCAGCCUCCUCUCCUCACCCUGUAGUGAGAAGACCUUUGACUUCAAGAGCAUCCGGAGGAUGAGUACGGCCUUCUCUGAAUGCUCCUACCCAGAGACUGAGGAAGAGGAGGCAGUCUCGGACAGGGAGGGUCUUGGCCGCUUUCAGAAGAGGCCAGGAAAGACAGACUCCUCUGCGUUAUUCUUGCGUUCCCUGUCUGCCAGGAAGGAAACGUCUGCUGUCCUUAAUCGGAUACAAAAGAUUGAACAGGUGCUGAAGGAGAGCCCCAGCCAGCCCCCACGGUAUCUUAGCAACUGCUAUGCACCAGACAAAAUGAGACAGAAGUCUUUCACAGUCGGGGGGAUUGAGGGCUUGGACAGUGCAUGUACCAGUAAACGCAGCAGCAUCUGUUCUGUGGCCACGGAACCAGACACACUGGCAGCGUCUGACAAGCUCUCCAGACUCAGACAUAGGUUCAGUGUGAGCUCAACCCGGUCAGAGACCGAAAGCCCAGAACCCCCUGGUCCACAGACAUCAGGGGGCACUCCGGUCAACCCUCUGCCCAAACCCAAACGCACCUUUGAGUAUGACGCCAACCGCAACCGCAAGGGCACGUCGCCGAGCAACGGACUACCUCCUGGCAGUGCCUCUGAAGAGUCACCUCCACCUCUUCCCUCCACCCCAGCACCAAACCUGAUGAGAAGCCUGAUGAAGGACGGGAGCUCCUCCAAGAGUCUCCAGGACAGGGAGUCGUGUGAGUUGCAGGAUGCUGUCAGCCUGGCGUCCCCGUCCCCGUCCUCGCCCUCAGAGAAUGGCACUAUUUCCACGGAGACCCGCAGCAGCAGCCGGCCUAGCUCCAAAAGCACUUUAGAGGAGAACGCCUAUGAGGACAUAGUGGAGAAGGAGAACCCCUAUGAGGAUGUGGACCUGAAGAGGAGGAGUUUGGGUCGGAAGAACCACCUAUUACCGGAGUGCAACCGCACCUGGAGCUCUCAGAAGCUCAACUCACCUCCACAGCUACCCUCCAAACCCAGUAGCCAGUCCCUGCGCCUCACUCUUCCCUCGGACAGGAAGAGUCACCGAGCCUCCCGUCUGUCCAAGCGACACAGCCAUGAUGACAUGCUGCUGCUGCCCCAGAUGGGAGGCUCUCCCUCCUCCUGUGGCCUGCUGGACGACAGCCUGAGCAGUGCCAGCGACACCCUGGCCUCUCACAGACACAGGAGAAUCCCCAAGAUGGUCCAGAGAAUCAACUCUAUUUACUGCACCAAGCGAGGGAAGAAGAGGCUUAAGAAGUUGACUUUGUCCAAUAUCGAGACAGCAUCUCUGAGAGAUGACAACAGUGAGAGUGAGAGUGACUCUGAUGACAGGUUCAAAGCUCACACCCAGAGGCUGCUGAAGCUGCAGUCCAUGCUGCGGCGGGCCCCUAGCUACCGCACACUGGAGCUACAGCUGAUUGAGUGGCAGGAGAGGGAGCUAUUUGAGUACUUUGUGGUGGUGUCUCUCAAGAAGAAGCCCACCAAGAACUCCUACUCCCCCGAAGUCACCUACCAAUUCCCCAAGCUAGAGCGACCCACCAAGCUGAUGAGGGAGGCAGAGCAGAGACUCAAAGCCAUCCCCCAGUUCUGCUUCCCAGAUGCAAAGGACUGGAGCCCAGUGUCUGAAUACACCAGUGAGACCUUUUCGUUCAUGUUGACUGGAGAAGAUGGCAGCAGAAGGUUUGGGUACUGCAGGCGUCUGCUGCCAAGUGGGAAAGGGCCUCGCCUUCCUGAGGUGUACUGCGUCAUCAGUCGACUGGGCUGUUUCGACCUGUUCUCUAAGAUCCUGGAUGAAGUGGAGAGGCGGAGGGGAAUCUCUGCAGCCCUGGUCUACCCCUUCAUGAGGAGUCUGAUGGAGUCUCCCUUCCCAGCACCAGGCAAGACCAUCAAAGUCAAGACCUUCCUGCCUGGAGCAGGGAACGAGGUCAUUGAACUGAGGAGACCCACGGACUCCAGGUUGGAGCAUGUAGACUUUGACAGUCUCUUCAGUUGCCUGAGUGUGCGUCAAGUGGUGCGAGUCUUUGCCUCACUGCUGCUGGAGCGCAGAGUCAUCUUUGUGGCUGAUAAACUCAGCACCCUGUCCAGCUGUAUCCAUGCUGUAGUGGCUCUGCUCUAUCCCUUCUCCUGGCAGCACACCUUCAUCCCCGUCUUACCUGCCUCCAUGGUGGACAUUGUCUGCUGCCCCACGCCCUUUUUGGUGGGGCUCCUGUCCAGCUCACUGCCCAAACUCAAAGACCUGCCUGUGGAAGAGGCUUUGAUGGUAGACCUUGGAACAGACCGCUUCAUCCGACAGAUGGAUGACGAGGCCUCGUUGUUGCCACGGAAACUCCAGUCAGCACUUGAGCUGGCUCUGGAGCAGAGGAAUGACAUCAUCAAUCAGGACUCUGACAGCGAGUCAGAUGAAGAGAGUAACUCCUUGAACAGCCUUGUGUCUGAGGCCUUUAUCCGCUUUUUCCUGGAAACCAUCGGCCACUACUCCCUGUUCCUUACUCAGAACGAGCGUGGUGAACGCAUCUUCCAGCGAGAAGCCUUCCGCAAGUCUGUGGCCUCCAAGAGUAUACGUCGCUUCCUGGGGGUCUUCAUGGAGUCCCAGAUGUUUGCAGGGUUCAUCCAAGACCGUGAGCUGCGGAAGUGCCGGGCCAAAGGGCUAUUUGAGCAGAGGGUGGAGCAAUACCUGGAAGAGCUACCAGACACAGAGCAGAGCGGAGUGAACAAGUUUCUUAAAGGACUAGGAAGUAAAAUGAAGUUUCUUCAUAAAAAGAACUGAGGCAAACUUCUACUGUACUUAAUAAACAAAUACCGGAGCAUGAAUGCUUGAUCAACGGCCUGCAAACUGAAGAGCAGAUACAUCCUGAACCCUGUAUUUUGUUGACGUAUUUACGAAUUUGUAUGUCAAGAACAUCAAUCGAAUGUCUAUAUGUUGUACAUAUUUCACUGUAAACUGGCCGUGAUAUCCUCCAAUGUAGCUUCAUUGUAGGUGUCUGGUACCUUAAUUGUAAGGCUAGUUACAGCAGGACGGUACAAUGUGCCUUUGUUUCUGAGUAACCACUGACAAAAAGGCGUGCGUGAGAAGAAUAUGAUCAAAUUGAGUGAGUGAAUGCUAGCUAAUGUAUGGUGGAUGUACAGUUACUAUAUGUUUCAUAUUUUUUUAAUCGUUGUCCCUUUCUUUUGCUGAAUGAGAGCUUUUAACUCCACACCAGGUUGGGAGGAUAUGUAUGCAUUAACACAUGAAGAAAAUGACUGUAAAUGUUUAAACAUGGGUUACUUUGUGAAAUUCAGUAAAUAAACAUAAAAGACGUUAAACCACUCAAA
Esox lucius (northern pike) is the source of this 4142-nucleotide messenger RNA. RefSeq names its product DENN domain containing 2B (gene dennd2b). Gene Ontology annotation, biological process: positive regulation of ERK1 and ERK2 cascade. The record is from RefSeq and is a predicted model, not a curated record. The transcript has 20 exons. NCBI's taxonomy places the organism in Eukaryota, Metazoa, Chordata, Actinopteri, Esociformes, Esocidae. The coding region runs from base 184 to 3597 and encodes 1137 amino acids.